GCCCGACUCCUCCACCCACCUCUCUCCUCCUCCCCCCUCACUACCCCCUGGAGUGCAAAUCCCCAGCCAGAGAAAAACAACACCAUCCAGCCCACGGAACCCACGCCAUGACCAUAACCACGCUCGCGGCCUCCGCGCCGAACACCAACGACGCCGACCUCGCUGUCCUCAGCGUCUCGCGGCUGCUCACCCGCCUCGAACAUAAUCUCCUCUCGCCGGGAGCGGACCUCGUCGGGCUGCGGAAGUCGGAGUUUCAGAGGAUGAGGGUCGGAGCGAAUAUCGAAUACGCCCGUUCAAACCUCCACUCCCUCGAGCGCAGCAUCCCCACCACGAAACCUCUCGACCGCCGACAUACCCUCCAGACCGAAGUCCAGCGACACCAGGAGACGCUGAAACGGCUGCAGACUCUCCUCGAAGAGAUCACCGCCGAGGCGGAGGCGCGGGCUUCUUCUUCCGGUGGCUAUGACGAUCACGAUGAGGAGUCCAUAGACGGGGAGGAUUUACUGGGUACGCCGGAGGAGAGCAGUACGGAGAAUGAAUUAGGGAAGGAAGAGGAGGAGGAGGAAGAGAAGGCACAUGAGCAGGAGCGAGAGGAAAAGCAGGAGCUAGGUGGUGAUGGAGAGACGACGAUCACAGCGACACCGACAGCUACAGCUACAGCUACGGCUACGGCGACACCCACGCCAGCGACAAUGACCGCGGCACCUAUCGCCUCCCCAACAGCGACGCUACGAAACCGACACAUGGCGUCUCCGUCGUCUCCGGAGUCGAGUGCGAAAGCGACGGGAUUCGAGGGCCCCUCGUCAUCCACCUCCGCCUCGAAGGCCCAGGACACAGAGCAAACGCUGUCGACGCACCGAGCGGAACAGGAGGACCUGACGAGCUCGCUGCUCUCGCUGGCCAGUCAGCUGAAGUCGUCGUCGCAGGCGUUCCAGACGUCGCUGGACUCGGAGAAGUCGGUUCUCUCGCGCGCGGUGGACGGGCUGGACCGCACGACGGGGAACAUGCAGGCUGCGGAGCGGCGGAUGGGGAUGUUGCGGCGCAUGACGGAAGGGAAGGGCUGGUGGGGACGGAUGAUGCUGUAUGCGUGGAUUCUGGGGUUAUGGGUUGUGGCGGUGUUGAUCGUGUUUCUGGGGCCUAAGCUGCGAUUCUAGAACCAUUUGUCGUCCCGCAUGGAGUUUGGGCGUUUUGCUUCCCCAGAGAGGCGAUCUGUUUCGAGAUACCACGAGGAUAGAUUUUCCUAUCUAUCAAUUGAAUGUUUAUAGAGC
Aspergillus steynii IBT 23096 is the source of this 1268-nucleotide messenger RNA. RefSeq lists its product as uncharacterized. The record is from RefSeq and is a predicted model, not a curated record. Bases 108 to 1154 code for a protein of 348 amino acids. Gene Ontology annotation, biological process: retrograde vesicle-mediated transport, Golgi to endoplasmic reticulum. Lineage: Eukaryota; Fungi; Ascomycota; Eurotiomycetes; Eurotiales; Aspergillaceae. The transcript has 2 exons. Gene Ontology annotation, molecular function: SNAP receptor activity. Gene Ontology annotation, cellular component: SNARE complex; endoplasmic reticulum.